AUGAUUUCUGAAAAGAACAUAACAGCAGCAAGGGGUGGUCGAGGAAGAGAUUUCAACAAAGAUGGUUCCACCAUAAAGAAACUUCAAACUGGUGUUAACAAGCUAGCCGACCUUGUUGGUUUCACACUUGGACCAAAAGGGAGAAACGUUGUUCUUGAGAGCAAGUAUGGAUCUCCAAAAAUUGUUAAUGACGGUGUCACUGUUGCUAGAGAGGUCGAGUUGGAGGACCCGGUUGAGAACAUUGGUGCAAAGCUUGUAAGGCAAGCAGCUGCAAAGACCAAUGACUUGGCUGGUGACGGUACAACCACAUCUGUUGUUCUUGCACAGGGUUUUAUUGCUGAGGGUGUCAAGGUUUGUACAUUCUUCUUUCACCUUCCCUCUGAUGUAAACUCAAAAGAACAGUAUAAUAGUCUGAAGGUGCAAACCCUGUAUUGAUCACUAGAGGCAUUGAGAAGACAGCAAAGGCUUUGGUUCACGAGCUGAAGCUAAUGUCUAAGGAGG
Messenger RNA from Brassica napus (rape), 501 nucleotides. Its product is annotated as chaperonin 60 subunit beta 2, chloroplastic-like. Gene Ontology annotation, cellular component: chloroplast stroma; cytosolic ribosome. Lineage: Eukaryota; Viridiplantae; Streptophyta; Magnoliopsida; Brassicales; Brassicaceae. Gene Ontology annotation, molecular function: ATP-dependent protein folding chaperone; ATP binding. The transcript has 4 exons. The record is from RefSeq and is a predicted model, not a curated record. The coding region runs from base 1 to 435 and encodes 144 amino acids. Gene Ontology annotation, biological process: protein refolding.